AUGGCAUUCACUUUUCCGACCUCAAGUCGGAAACCAACAUCACUGGUGCGAGAUAAGGAAACCAAGAGGCACGCCUUGAUGUUGUUUAGAGAUAAAGUCUUCGAUGACGCUAAGGUGCCUGUGAUUCGUGAAAAGGUUGAUCUGUUAGCGCAAAAACUUUUGCGGAUUGAAAAUGUUUAUGACCAUCAUGGUGAUGGAGGCAAACCUUUUCCUAUGUUAUAUGUUGACACAAAAGUCAUUGAUGAGUUGAGUGUACCUUGGAAAGAUGUACUUGUUGUCAAAUUACUUGACAAAGAGCUAAGUUUCGAUAUCAUGAAAAACCAAUUGGAGACUGUAUGGAAUUUAGCAGGUAAAUUUGAUCUAAUGGAUAUCGACAAUGGUUUUUAUAUGGUCAAGUUUGAUAGAGAAGAUGGUAAAACAAAGGUGAUCAAUGGAGUCCCUUGGGAGAUAUUUGAUCAUUAUCUCUCAGUUUGUCGAUUUACCUCUGCCAUUAAUACAACAGGGUCAGGGAUAUCAGUCAUCCCCAAUACCAUGGUUUGGGUGAGAAUUUCAGGCCUACACGUUGUCUAUUAUGAUGAGAAUUUUCUGUUGGCUGUUGCAUCGGCCAUAGGAAACCCUUUCCAGGUUGAUCUCCAUGCUUUGCAGGUUGAAUUUGGAAGAUUUGCUAGAGUGUGUGUUGAAAUUGAUUUGGAUACGCCUAUGGUAAGUAAAGUUGGAAUCAAUGGAGAAUGGUAUCAAAUCUAUUACGAAGACUUGCAUAUCAAUGUCAUAUGCACAGAAUGUGCCUCUGGCUACUGCCAUGUUCACCAGGAGUGCCCUUCUCUAUACGAAGAAUAG
Molecule: messenger RNA, 837 nt
Organism: Trifolium pratense (red clover)
Lineage: Eukaryota; Viridiplantae; Streptophyta; Magnoliopsida; Fabales; Fabaceae
Exons: 1
Coding region: 1-837 (278 amino acids)
Source: RefSeq, a predicted model, not a curated record